Messenger RNA from Ornithodoros turicata, 550 nucleotides. RefSeq names its product 10 kDa heat shock protein, mitochondrial-like. The record is from RefSeq and is a predicted model, not a curated record. Gene Ontology annotation, molecular function: ATP binding; metal ion binding; protein folding chaperone. The transcript is spliced from 4 exons. NCBI's taxonomy places the organism in Eukaryota, Metazoa, Arthropoda, Arachnida, Ixodida, Argasidae. Bases 147 to 452 code for a protein of 101 amino acids. Gene Ontology annotation, cellular component: mitochondrial matrix.
GCGCUGUUUCGCCAAGAUUUCCAUGUGCUCUGCCUCUCUGCUCUCCAGUUAUCCCUCAGCUUCACCCUUCCUUGCGCACACCACACCGGCUAGCUGCUCAGUCGUACCAAUACGUAAUUAUUUGUUAAAAACAGCUGUUCAAAGUCAUGUCUGGCGUUGGCAAACGACUGAUUCCACUGCUGGACCGCAUUCUGGUGGAACGCUUCGUACCGGAGGCGAAGACUAAGGGCGGUAUCAUGAUUCCUGAGAAAGCACAAGCUAAAGUUCAUAGCGCUACCGUUGUGGCUGUUGGUACCGGAGGCAGGAGCGAAAAGGGAGACACCAUUCCACUGGCUGUGAAACAGGGCGACAAAGUCCUCUUACCAGAAUAUGGAGGAACCAAAGUAGAAAUAGACAACAAGGAAUACUACAUCUUCAGGGACAGUGAUGUCCUUGGGAAGUGGUCAGACUGAUCUGAGUCAUCCUAGCUGAGUCUCCAUCGUCAUUCAUGUAUUUGCAAGUAGCAUGUCGUUGUUGAAAUGUUUUGAUAAAUAAAUUUGCACAAAUACAA